This is a messenger RNA of Acanthosepion pharaonis, 483 nucleotides long. The record is from the annotation of a GenBank genome assembly. Lineage: Eukaryota; Metazoa; Mollusca; Cephalopoda; Sepiida; Sepiidae.
AUGAAUAAACUCUCUCUCUUCUCUCUCUCUCUCUCUCUCUCUCUAGCUCACUCUCUUUCUUUGCUUCUUUGCAGAAUAUUUCUUUUCGUUUUUAUUUUUCCUUCUCCUAUCCUUCUUGUGAACUUCCUCUCCAUUCUUCUCUUAUUAUCCCCCUUUAUUUCCCGCUUACCUCAUUCCAGCUUCCUUUCUAAUCUUCCUCUUCCUUCCCGCCACCGGUUUCCUUCUGUUCCACUUGCGCACCCCUGCCAUGUUGCUACGGGCAAUCUUUUUACCCCCCCUCCUUUAUAUCUUCUCUUUCUCCUUCAACAUUUCAUCCUUUCUUCUUCAUCUUCAUCACCUCCAUUCUCUUCUUCUUCUUCUUCUUCUUCUUCUUCUUCUUCUUCUUCUUCUUCUAUUUCGCCGCUUUCUUCAACUUAUCACUUCCUUCUUCAUAAUUUUGUUUUACUCUUCUUCUCUCGUUUCUCAAUCAAAUCAUUAUCAUAA